GAUUCUCAUUGGGUGACAGCUGCUUAAUCCGAGAGCUCAACAUUUUAUAACAUCUACAGCUUAAGCGUUUAUUCAUGGAUUUACGCUGGGAGAGACAAUAAACGCGAACGUGAAACGAAAUGACAAAAUCUGUGGGGAAUGGAGGAGUCGUCUGAAUCCUCAGUAGCGUGAGAACAAUUUUGUUUCCCGAAAUCCGUAUGACUUCAGUUUAAACUGUAAGAAACCCCGUGAAGGGAUCCUUUUCCAAAGACUGACAUUUUUCUGUGGAAACUUUUCCUGUGGGAAAGUUUUGUUUUUUUACCCUUCACAAAGUCUGUCACAGUGCCCCCUACUGGGGCCAUGCCCCACCUGCUGAACAAUGACACUUCCUUUAGCUCCAAGCAAGAGCUUUUGGUCCUACAUGACAGUCCAUUGGGACCCAGCCUGGACACUCCCAGCCCAGUGGAGUCCCAAGGCUCUGGUCCAGGCAGCCCAUCUGGAGAUGCCCACACUGUGCUCCACAAGACAGGCAAUUCAGGCCUUGAUCAUAAAGAACCGCCCACUGGGGUGAAGUUUGUCCCGACGGACUCAGAGAAUCUUUGUGGAUGGGGAGCACUGACCCCACGGUGUAUCCAGACCUUCAACACCCCACGCUGGGUUCUCUUUUUCCUCUGUGUGGCCUCCUUCCUCCAGGGCAUGAUCAUCAACGGCUUCAUCAACACUGUCAUCACCUCCAUCGAGAGACGUUUUGACCUGCGCAGCUAUCAGGCGGGACUCAUUGCGAGCUCCUAUGACAUUGCUGCUUGUGUGUGCCUGACAUUCGUGAGCUACUUUGGUGGUACUGGUCAUAAGCCUCGAUGGCUGGGCUGGGGUGUGCUCAUCAUGGCACUGGGCUCUCUGGUCUUUGCCCUGCCCCAUUUCACCACACCACCCUAUCAGGUCAGAGUACCAGAGCGCAUGGGACUGUGCUCAGCCAAUCACACCGAGACGUGUGUCGGCGAGGAAGGUGGGCUCUCAGCAUACCGCUACGUCUUUAUGCUGGGCCAGUUUCUGCAUGGAGUCGGAGCAACCCCAUUGUACACCCUUGGGGUCACCUACCUAGAUGAAAACGUCAAAUCAAACUACGCACCAGUAUAUAUAGGGAUCUUCUACACAGCUGCCAUUGUAGGACCUGCGGCUGGAUACUUGCUGGGUGGAUUUUUUCUCAACAUUUACACAGAAAUUGACCAAACGACAGAGCUGACUCCUGAAAACCCACUGUGGGUGGGAGCUUGGUGGAUUGGUUUCCUGGCAGGAGGAGCGGCAGCUCUGGUUAUCGCUUUGCCUAUAUUGGGUUACCCACGGCAGCUCCCAGGCGCUCAGCGGUAUGUGGCCAUGCGGGUUUCAGAGGCCCACCAGCUGAAGGAUGGCAGUCAGGUCACUGCAUCUGAUCCUCAGUUUGGCAAAACAGUAAAGGACAUGCCCAGAUCAAUGCUGCUUCUUUUGAAAAACCCUACCUUCAUCUUUCUGUGUCUCGCUGGUGCCACGGAGGCCACGCUCAUAGCCGGGAUGUCCACGUUUGGCCCCAAAUUUCUAGAGUCUCAGUUUAGUUUGAGUGCUUCAGAGGCAGCAACCUGGUUUGGGUAUAUGGUAGUACCAGCUGGUGGCGGAGGCACCUUCCUGGGCGGCUUCAUUGUAAAGAAGCUGAACCUUCGCUGCCGCGGGAUCAUCCGUUUCUGCAUGCUGUGUGCACUGGUCAGCCUGAUGGCUAUCUUCAUCUUUUUGAUACACUGUCCUAAUGUGCCCAUGGCAGGAGUAACCUCUCCAUACUACAACAACUUUACACACAACCACUACAGCGCCUCCUACCUGCAAACAGAGAUCCAUAACAACAGCUUUUCAGAUCUGGGCAACCUGACCGCAAGCUGUAACACUGGCUGUCACUGUGUUAAGGAGUUGUUUAACCCUGUGUGUGGUGCGAAUGGAGUGAUGUAUUUCUCUCCCUGCCAUGCCGGCUGUAGCUCCCUCAACCACACUUACAGCCCCAGAGGCAGACAGGUGUUCUCUGGCUGUAGCUGUGUGGUAGGGAAUAUAUCAUGGGGAGAACAUGGUUUUGCUGAAGAAGGGAGGUGUGUGUCGUCCUGCAAUCACAUGCCAGCCUUCCUCACCUUCCUUUUCGUCAUCAUCUUCUUCACUUUCCUCUGCAGCAUCCCUGCACUUACUGCCACACUCAGGUGUGUUCCUGACAGUCAGAGAUCAUUUGGACUUGGAAUCCAGUGGAUUGUAGUAAGGACUCUCGGUGGGAUCCCAGGCCCCAUAGCGUUCGGCUCUGUGAUUGACAUCUCCUGUCUGCUGUGGGAGGAGCAGUGUGGGGAAUACGGCUCCUGUUACCUGUACCACAACUCAGCCAUGAGCCAGUACUCGCUCAUCGCAGGCAUCAUCUACAAGGUUUUAGGCACUACAUUCUUUUUCCUGGCUGCCAUGCUCUACAAGCCGCCUCCUGAGUCUCCUCAGAGCAGCUGUGAGAGCACAGAUGUGGGAGGGGGAGAUGUCAGAGACCUGCCAAUCAAAGACCUCCCCGCUGAAAUCAUCUCCAACCCGCACGCCAAAUUAUGACCUCAGUCUACAAAUACACGACACCUCACCUCAAAGUGUGCAUGUACGCGUCUGUGUGCGUGUGUGUGUGUAUAAGGUCAACACCAUCACUUUUCACUGUGCCCCAUUCCACCGACUAUACAUCAUUCCUAACAUGCAUUUGUGAUAUAUUCUCAUUGGCCCACCAGUCUGAAACUUGGAGUCCACUGACCCAAACACGAGGACUGAAAGCUUCCAUCACAAUGAACGACCAAAGGUCAGAGGUGAAAUCAAAGCAUAUGAGAUACAUAACCAGAACCUACCAAAAGCCAACAUAAUCUUAAUUUGACAGUAGAUUAUUUAUGCGUAUAAUUUGAUAUUAUUUCUAUCAUUUGAAUGGAAAUUUACAGCAUUUUUGUAAGGAAGAAGCCAUAGAUUAUAUAGAAAAAAGCACUUAAUAUAAAUAUGAAACAGAAAGAGAGUAAUAUAACUGUGCAGAUGUUAUAAAAUGUUAAGAUGUUAUAAAAUAUUAAGAUGGUGGAUUCAAAUGCUGCUCAGUUAUACAUAAAAAACAGACAAUUAAAUAUAAACUGUGCCUUUGAAGAGUUUUGCAUUAGUCAGCACAGUUAAAAAGAGAUAUUACAGAAAAACAGAAAAAAAACUAUCCAUUUAAAUAUUCAACUCUCAAACUCUUAAAUCUCUUUAAAUUGCACUUUAAACUCACUUCACUGAUGGAAAUAUACAUCUGAACCAUGUACAGUAGUGAACUAUGUGCCAUUAGACCAAGUUUUGUCCUGCAACGCAACAUUACACAGUUCUAGUCCACAUUAUGAUACCAUCUAAAGCAUGUAUGACUUGUGAUUCUUGUGUUUGAUUUUCAUACAUUUUAAAUAUUUUUAACAUUUUAAAAUGUGCCAAAAUACUGUAGCUCAGGACUGAGCAGGACAGAGAGGCUUCAAGGUAUGAGCUCACAUAGAGAUGCAAGUGAGAGAUGAAGAGGGAGCAGGUUUACAAAAUCAACUUUUUGCAACUGUAUAACAGGUUGAAAAAUACUUACCUGAAAAGCACUUCACUUUGAGAUUACACUGAAAAUUAUUCUUGCACUGAUUUAGGAUGGCAUAUUGUAAAACAUAAACAGACACUUUCUCGGUUGCUUAUAAAAUAAGCAUGCAGCAUUUUUUAUUUUUUCAGAAUUUAAAAGUACCCCAAGCUGCUUAACUUCAAAUAUAAAAAGAAUAAAUAUCUGCCACAUAAACCUAAUUUGCUUAUAUUAAGUGCUACUAAAAACAUCUCACCAAUGAUACUUUAUGUAGAGGUUUUUAUUUAUUAUUAAAUGCAUUUGUUAGGAUUAAUUGUCUAAUGUUGUAUCAGAACUCUGAAGUCUUUUAUUAUUAUUAUUAUUGUUGUUAUUAUGUUUUUUUUCCUUGAUGUGAUGGAUUUUGAUGGAUUACAUCGACUCUCUGAAUGACAACGAUGCACUCGGAAACUGAAGAUUUGCACAAUGAAACUGAACAUGCAACAACAAAGAGUAACAUGAUGUUUGUAUUUGACUUUGUGUUGGUUCAUGUGUAUUUUUUACUCCGAUGACUGAAAGAAAUGUGUCUUGUGUCACAAAAGGAACUUGUGAGUGGGUCUGUUAUUGUCUUUAUCGAUAUUUGUUUGUGCAUUUUUUUUACCACUGUGUUUCUAAUCACUUGCAAUGUACUUCAUUUUGGUACUUUCUUUGUCAAGUAAUUUUUUAUGCAGACGUUUCGAUAAAAGUUAAGCAACAACCCAAAUACAAACAAACAAAAGCAAACUGUCAUAUUUUAUUCCGA
Molecule: messenger RNA, 4349 nt
Organism: Labeo rohita (rohu)
Lineage: Eukaryota; Metazoa; Chordata; Actinopteri; Cypriniformes; Cyprinidae
Gene: slco4a1
Product: solute carrier organic anion transporter family, member 4A1
Exons: 12
Coding region: 340-2574 (744 amino acids)
Biological process (GO): sodium-independent organic anion transport; transmembrane transport
Cellular component (GO): membrane
Molecular function (GO): protein binding
Source: RefSeq, a predicted model, not a curated record